Molecule: messenger RNA, 1321 nt
Organism: Ixodes scapularis (black-legged tick)
Lineage: Eukaryota; Metazoa; Arthropoda; Arachnida; Ixodida; Ixodidae
Exons: 13
Coding region: 23-1321 (432 amino acids)
Molecular function (GO): metallopeptidase activity
Source: RefSeq, a predicted model, not a curated record
UGAAUUCAACACUUUUUUCAGAAUGUGGCACGCUCUUCUGAAAAGUUUUGUAUGGACAUGUUUCAUCGCGGUGCUGGACGGCGCGAGUGUUGGGAGAAGGAGGCUUGUGUAUCCACAUGUAAUAGAGGCUCGAAGUGACGGGGAUCAGCUAACACUCUUUAUCGAUGAAGACACCACUCUAUCUCUGCAACCAGCCGAUGUUUUUUCGAAGUCGUUUUUGUUGCAGUACGAAGAAGGAGGAACCCCAGUGAAACAAUAUAUGAAUGGAAUGGAGCUUAACAAAAUGGUAUAUCAUGAUAUGGAUCAAAGGGCGGCCGUUUCUCUUGAAAGGGAUAAUGGACUACGCGUGCAUGGAAUUAUCCGUGACUCACUACGAAUAAGACCAGUUGGUAUUACUGGGAGAUCUAGUGCCGGACGCAUUCCACACGAAAUUUUUGAAGAUGAAGAGCACUUUUCAAAUACACGGGGUGAUUACAUUGCAGUUAAGCCACUUCAACCCACUCAACUCAUCAAGGAGAGGAAUAUACAAGUUCCCGACAUGGUGCGCCCUGAAAUAUUGGUGAUGGUGGGUAGUGACAAGUACAAGACACAAAAGAAGCCGUUAACUGCAGUAGUUUACUACGGUGUACUUAUGGCUAGUGUCAACAUUCGAUAUGCUUCAAUGACCAGUCCGAAUUUGAAAGUGAAAUUAUGUUCUGUAAAAAUUAUGUCGAACGGCCUAAAGAAGAAGUUGUAUAAAUUAAUAAAGUAUAGUGGCACCUCCUAUCUCGAAGCCAGUGCUACACUUUCCAACCUUAAAAAGGAGGUACAAGGGACAUCAUACGGAUCAUAUGAUGCUGUCAUUCUGUCAACAGACAAAAAGUUGGUGACUAUUGAGAAUGGAAUCCUGGACCCGGCACUAAAUGGUUUUGCAUAUGGUGGGACUAUCUGCAAAGCAGGAAAAGUGGCAAUCGUGGAAGAUGAUGGCCUUACCCUUGACGGAGUACACUACACUGCUCAUGAACUUGGACACCUAGAGAGCGACUUUGAAUGCCUGAGAAUUGAAACGCAUGACACCAAUCUAGAUACAAAAAGGCUGCCUGCCAGUUUUACAACUCCAAACGAAAUUUGUGAGAAGAAACUUCUAGCUCACAAUCAUGCUGGUGGAUUUCAUCAAGAUGAGGACAAUAUGUUACAGAGGUGUAUUCUCCAUUGUAAAACGCCUCCUGAUGAAGAUGACUUUAUUUGGAGUAUGAAUGUAACAGCAGAGGAGGGGACACCUUGCAGAAAAACAAAGCCUCCGAUGCUUUGCAUAGCUGAGGAAUGUGUUGUGUCGGAAUAA